Molecule: messenger RNA, 231 nt
Organism: Funneliformis caledonium
Lineage: Eukaryota; Fungi; Glomeromycota; Glomeromycetes; Glomerales; Glomeraceae
Source: the annotation of a GenBank genome assembly
GUGAUGUUCGUGUAUAUAAUUCUGAUGAUAUUCAAGAUCCAGUAGUACGUCGGGGUAAAGGUAGACCUACUAAACGUUUAAAAGCUUUAAUGAAGAAAAUAAUAAAGUUGGAACUAGCAAAGGGCACAGACUUAUAUAAAACAGGACAUUAUGCUCCUAAGUGUCCUAAUGAGGGGAAAUUUGCGUUAUGGAAUUUGGGUAGUAAGAGUAUCUUUGAGGUUGAGGUUGAGC